AUGGUUACACACAUUCCCAAGUUCUUUGAGCUCCACAAAUCAGUCAAAAUAUUUACAGGGCAAGAGGUUGAAAAGAACAAUGAUGUAGCUCUUGCAAUAAUUCUGAGAAAGUCCAACAAGUGGGAUUCUGCAGGAGAUGUUCUGCAACAACAGCAAUGUCAGUGGGAGCUUAAAGAACACAAGCAGGAAGUAUGUAGUUACACAAUGUGCAAGGAAAGCUGGGGAUAUUGAAAUUAAAGAAAACUGAAAAAAGGCAUGAGUAAAAUUAGUCAAGAUCCUCUCCAACAAUCAAGCAAAGCUCAAAAUGAACUUCCCCUCUGUGAGUCCACUACGACUUACACUAGUUUUUCUCAUAUAACACCAAAGCAAUUGAAAAACAAAUAAAAGAAGAGAAAUGUUAAAGGAUUCAGCAACAAAAACAAGGCUGAACUUAUCAAACAACAGGAGGAAAUUUGUCAAUAAAAAAAUAUGCAACAUUUAGUAUUCUGGGAGCAUGAAAUGGCUUUAGUUACUCUAAGGGGGACUCCCUUACACAUUCAAAAUUAUGUUAACAAACUCAAAGGAAAAACUACAUAAUGAGCAAAGAGUGCAGUGAAAAGAAAUUCCAAGCAAAUUCAUCACUGUGGAUUAAGCCUAGGGUUACUAGAUAGGGGCCAUUUUUAUUUUGUACAUUCAACUCACCUAUUGGUCAUAUUCUUAGCAGCUCUUGCAUUCAAGAAGAACUCCUAAAAGUCCCUAAAGCCAUUAGAGUGAAUUUCAUUUUCAGUAAUACUAUAAUAUCUAUGAUUAAAUAGUUACUGAUUGGCAACUGAAAUAAAUUGAAAGUUUCUCAGUUAACAUUCUGUGAUCUUCUUUAAUUUGCCCAUUUAUAACAGAAUAUUUUUUUGAUGAUUUGGAUGUUUAGCCCUGACCCAAUCCCCACUAAAAUCAAUAACCCUAUCCCAGUUUUUCAGUUUAUUACACCCAUUUUGAAAUCACUGGUGGUCCCUGUAAUCUGAUUGGCUCUAAUUGAUGCAAUUUAUUCACAAAUCGCACCAUUUUUUGCUUUAAAUUGCAUCUUUUUUCCAGCCAAUGAGGUGGCUAAACUAAAAAGAAAACAACCAAUCAGAUUUCAAGGCUUGUUUAAAGUAACCAAUCAAAUUGCAGGAAAAUGAAAGACAAAGAGUAUCAUGUGGCAAAUUUUGCAACUUUUAUUUCCAAAACUCUUACUUUUUCCCCCCAAAAAAAGGAUGAAUUUAAUUUCAGACCGGUUUAGUACUGCAUCAAUAAAAUAUUUUAAAUUACCACGUCCUGUAUUUUGGGCAAUUUCAAAAUGGAUGCAAUAAAGUGGUAAUUGAACCUCAUGUCGUGUAAUUUUGGUCUGAAAUCAUACUUAUGAUUUCAAAUCGACCUUGCGCUGUGUGCUCAUUUGAUUUUGAAAUCAUGGGUAUGAUUUAAGCCCAAAUUGCACUCCACUCAGUUCAAUUACCAUUAUAAAUUAUCAACUUGUUGAGUUAGCCUCUCUUGGUCAACAAUUGGUUUGUCUAAAUUCUGUAUUAAAAAUAAUAAAAAUGGAAACAUUGUAAGAGGGGUUGUCUAUAAACAAGUAAUACUGGAAGCACUGCAAAGGCAGAAAAAAAAGGAGGGCAGCAAUUACUGUGAUAUUAUUUGUGAAAAAAAAAACUUAGUUAAGCAUAUACCUUUCCAUGUAUAAGCUUAUACUAGUGCAUCUCUCUUGUUAUUUCUGUAUUUCAAUUUCAGCAGGUUCAAUUUUGAUGUUAAUUUAACCCUUUAAAUCCCAGAUCAAAUUUGUAAUCCUCCUUACUGUCAGCCAUACAAUUCUUAUAAUGUAAGUUCAGAGAAGUUAGUAUUGGAUCAACUAAUUAUCCCUAAAUUGAUAUUCUUCUUUAUUCUCACCACUUAUCUAGUUGAUGCUGUAUUGAUAUUGUAAGGAGAAAUUCUGUCUUGGUCACUGGUGGGAGUUUAAGGGUUAAAUACAGUUCUAAAAAAAUGAUACAAUAACAAAUACCUAAAAGGUUCGGUAGUUAAGUUCUCUUCAUCUUCCCAACUUGUUUAAAACCCGCUACACUCUUUCCUUUUCACCAUAUAACGAACCUGAAGAUUGUAAUUAUUAAACUUGACAAACAUUGACAAACAUUGUAAACCAAGGCAGGCGAAUUGUGAACUCACCGUUCCAUGUGAUGUGCCUUUCCACGGCAAAAUAAUUAGGAGAGACAUUAGCUUUUAUUUUUAUUCAUUUCUUUUUUUGUAUCUCAAAGAAGGUCCGCUGAAGAAAUACUAUGCAUUUGGAGAAAUAAACCGCGGCUAUUCUCGCUUGAACACCUUCCAGGGCUCGUCAUUACGUAAUCUGAUGCAAUUACGCAUGCGUAGCAGGAAUUUUUUCUUUUCUUCUUCUUCUUCUUUUUAUUUUUUAUUUUUUAUUUAUUUAUUUAUUUUUUUUAAUUGCAGAUAUGACCCCCGUUUCAAACCGCUGA
Pocillopora meandrina is the source of this 2474-nucleotide messenger RNA. The record is from the annotation of a GenBank genome assembly. Lineage: Eukaryota; Metazoa; Cnidaria; Anthozoa; Scleractinia; Pocilloporidae.